AAAAAACAUGGCCGGUGAGUAGUUGCGCCAGAUUUGCCAACGAUCGCAAUUAUUUGUAUGUAGAAACGUUACCACAAUCAUGUCGUUUUCAGAUUUAUAUGCAAAAUAUAAUUGUACAUAUUGUCAAGAAGAAAUAAAUGGUAUACGCGUGAGAUGUGCAGAAUGUAUCGACUUUGAUAUUUGUUUGCAGUGUUUUUCAUUAGGUGCCGAAAUAGGUUCACAUAAAAAUGACCAUUCUUAUCAAUACAUGGACUCUGGAGCAUUCGGGAUAUUUUUAGGACGCAGCAACUGGUCAGCUAACGAAGAAGUUAGAUUAUUAGAUGCUAUAGAACAAUUUGGAUUUGGUAAUUGGGAAGAUAUAGCAAAACACAUAGAAACAAGAACACCAGAAGAGGCAAAAGAUGAGUAUAUUACAAGAUAUUUAGAAGGAAGCAUUGGUCGGGCCACUUGGGGUAACGUAGAAAGUACUUCUAGACCGUCACUACACUGUGCUGACAAAGAUGAUGGACCCCUUGGUCCCAAUGCUGUGUCUAGACUGCCACAUCUUGCUGUUACCUCAGAUGAAGCUGCACAGCUGGGUUACAUGCCAAAUAGAGAUGACUUUGAAAGGGAACACGACCAUGACGCGGAACAAUUAGUCUCAACACUGUCUUUGAAUUCUGAAGAUGAUGAGUUAGACGUUGCUCUGAAGCUGUCGCAAGUCGACAUAUAUGUGCGCCGGUUACGAGAGAGGACCAGAAGGAAAAGACUCGUAAGGGAUUUUCAGUUGGUCUCAAUAUUCUUCAAUAACCAGCGAAACAAACAGAAAACUCUAGGCAAACUCGCAAAAGAGAAAAAGGAGUUCACUGAGCGCCUCCGUUGGACGGCUCAGUUCUACGGGCGUUCGGAACAGGCGGCCGUAGUGGCUGGGUUGUGGCGCGAGCGAGAGCUCAGAGUGAGACUGGCGGAGUUGCACCGGUACAGGCUAGCGGGCGUCACUAGGCUUGAAGAAUGCGCUCACUAUGAACAACACGCGGCACACAGGAAGCAUCCCAAUGCGCAGCCCCACCAUCUCGACGUGAGACCCCGAUCCGUGGGCAGCAGUGGGUGCCUGGACACCAAUCAGACAAAAGAGCUAACGCAGACCAGCUCGCAGCAGCAAAGAAAAAGAGACGGCGAAAACGGCUCAAGUUCCACCAGCCCAAAGUGCAUACGGGACGGAAGUACCGCAUGUGGAUGCUCCAAAAAGAGCUCAUGCAACGGCGUCUGCUCGAAGCAUCUGCUGACCAAUAAUGAGAUACAGCUCUGCACGUCGUUAAGUCUCCCUCCGGCUCAGUACGUGACUAUGAAGGGCGUGUUGUUGAGACGCGCCCCGGCACCAGACGCGGACCUCGAUAUAGCUGUACGACAGUACUUGCACGCAGCCGGGUGGAUACGUAACUAGUCUUACAAUCACUAUCUAUUUAUCUAGCAAAAAUACAUUGUAUUUAUUUUUUAAUGUUUUAACACAUACCAAUAACACUUUUUUAACGGUAAUAAAGCGCGAUUUUAUUUAAAUCAAAGUAUUUAUUCAGUUUACGCUUUCACAAGCACAUAUGACAGUCGAAAGCUACGCCAUCUUUGCUGACCUUGUGCUGAGAAGAACCGGCACGAAACUUGGCAACGACUGCUUAUUUUCUCUCCCAGUUUUAUUUCAUACAGUGUCGUCAAUGGGGAAGAAAACGCAAAGUUCAUUACAGAUGGUGCUUUAUCCGUUUGGCCCAUGACAAGCAACCUGUCACUUAAAGGCUCUGUUCUUAAUAUACGCUCCGAAAGCAACUUUUUGCUCUAAUGAU
Chilo suppressalis (striped riceborer) is the source of this 1814-nucleotide messenger RNA. The record is from the annotation of a GenBank genome assembly. Lineage: Eukaryota; Metazoa; Arthropoda; Insecta; Lepidoptera; Crambidae.